GUCACGCUGUGUUUUUCACCCGUUGGUAGCAAGCUGCGCGUCCGCAGCAGGAGGUUCCCCGCCAUCGUCAGCUGCACGGCCAUAGACUGGUUCCAGGAGUGGCCACGGGAGGCCCUGGAGUCCGUCAGCCUUCGCUUUCUGCGAGAAACAGACGCCGUGGAGGAUUCGGUGAAAGAGUCAAUAAGCAAAUUCAUGGCCUAUGUCCACACAAGUGUCAACGAGAUAUCCCGACUGUACCUGAGCAAUGAGCGACGAUACAACUACACCACUCCGAAGUCAUUCCUGGAGCAAAUCAAACUCUACCAGAAUUUGCUGCUGAAGAAGGGCAAGGAGUUAAAAGCAAAAAUGGAGCGGCUGGAGAAUGGCCUGGAGAAGCUCAACAGCACGUCUGCACAGGUGGAUGAGCUGAAGGCCAAGCUGGCAGCCCAAGAAGUGGAGCUGAAGCAGAAGAAUGACGAUGCUGACAAGCUGAUCCAGGUGGUGGGGGUGGAGACUGAGAAAGUGAGCAAGGAAAAGGCAGUCGCUGAUGAGGAGGAGCAGAAAGUGGCACUUAUCACCCAGGAGGUGGAGCAGAAACAGAAGGACUGUGAAGAGGACCUGGCCAAAGCUGAGCCUGCCCUGGCAGCUGCGCAAGCCGCCCUGAACACCCUCAACAAGAAGAAUCUGACAGAGCUGAGGUCCUUCGGGUCGCCGCCUUCAGCCGUCAGUAACGUCACCGCGGCCGUGAUGGUGCUGACGGCUCCGGGAGGAAAGAUUCCCAAGGACAGGAGCUGGAAAGCCGCGAAAGUCGCCAUGGCCAGGGUGGAUGGCUUCCUGGACUCCUUGAUCAAGUUUGACAAGGAGAACAUCCACGAGAACUGCCUCAGAGCCCUUCAGCCUUAUUUACAAGAUCCCAAGUUUAAACCCGAAUUCGUGACCACCAAGUCCUCCGCCGCGGCCGGGCUCUGCUCCUGGGUGGUGAACAUCGUGCGUUUCCACGAGGUGUACUGCGACGUGGAUCCGAAGCGGCAGGCUCUGAGCAGAGCCAACGCCGAGCUGGCAGCUGCCCAGGACAAGCUGGCCACCAUCAAGGCCAAAAUCGCCCGCCUCAAUGAGAACCUGGGAAAGCUCACAGCCAAGUUUGAGAAGGCCACUUCAGACAAACUGAAAUGUCAGCAAGAAGCUGAAGCUACAGCGUGUACCAUCGCUCUUGCAAAUCGACUGGUUGGGGGACUUGCCUCUGAGAACGUGAGAUGGGCUGAAGCUGUGAAGGGCUUCAAACAGCAACAGAGCACCUUGUGUGGAGAUGUCUUGCUGAUCACGGCCUUCGUCUCCUACCUGGGCUACUUCACCAAGAAAUACCGUCAAGACCUUCUGGACGGAAUCUGGAAGCCCUAUUUACACCAGCUAAAAGUGCCAAUCCCUGUAACUCCAUCCCUCGAUCCCCUGACCAUGCUGACAGAUGAUGCUGACGUGGCGGCGUGGCAGAACGAGGGCCUGCCAGCUGAUCGGAUGUCCACCGAAAACGCCACCAUCCUCACCAGCUGCGAGCGCUGGCCCCUCCUGGUGGAUCCCCAGCUGCAGGGUAUCAAAUGGAUCAAAACGAAGUACGGCGAAGACCUCCGAGUGAUCCGGACUGGGCAGAAGGGGUUUUUGGACACGAUGGAACGAGCCCUGGCUGCAGGAGAACUGGUUUUGAUUGAAAACCUGGAGGAAUCCGUGGAUCCAGUUUUGGGGCCAUUACUGGGGCGAGAAACAAUCAAGAAAGGAAGGUAUAUUAAAAUUGGGGACAAGGAGUGUGACUUCAACCCUGCUUUCCGUCUCAUCCUCCACACAAAGCUGGCGAACCCUCAUUUCCAACCCGAGCUGCAGGCACAGUGCACCCUCAUCAACUUCACCGUCACGCGAGACGGCUUGGAGGACCAGCUGCUCGCGGCGGUGGUCAACAUGGAGAGGCCUGACUUGGAAGGGCUUAAGUCGGAUCUCACAAAGCAACAGAAUGGAUUCAAAAUCACCUUGAAAACGUUAGAGGACAACUUGCUCUCUCGGCUGUCAUCAGCAUCUGGGAACUUCCUGGAAGACACAGCGUUGGUGGAGAACUUGGAGAUCACUAAACAGACAGCUGCAGAAAUUGAAGAGAAGGUCCAGGAGUCUAAGGUGGCAGAAGCCAAGAUUAACGAGGCCAGAGAGCACUACAGGCCUGCCGCCGCGCGGGCAUCUCUGCUGUACUUCACCAUGAACGACCUCCAUGCCAUCCAUCCCAUGUACCAGUUCUCUCUGAAGGUGUUCAGCAUCGUGUUUCAGAAAGCCAUUGAGAGGGCACCUCCAGCUGAGAGCCUCACAGGGCGCGUGCUGAACCUCAUCGACAGCAUUACCUUCUCCGUGUUCCAGUACACAACCCGGGGGUUGUUUGAGUGUGAUAAAUUGACCUACACUGCUCAAGUUACCUUCCAGAUACUCCUGAUGAGUAAAGAAAUCAACACAGCAGAACUGGAUUUCCUACUAAGAUACCCAGCACAGACCAGAGUCACAAGCCCUGUGGAGUUCCUGUCUAAUCACUCCUGGGGAGGAAUCAAGGUAUCUGCUUCACUUGAACUGUGA
Molecule: messenger RNA, 2580 nt
Organism: Tauraco erythrolophus (red-crested turaco)
Lineage: Eukaryota; Metazoa; Chordata; Aves; Musophagiformes; Musophagidae
Source: RefSeq, a predicted model, not a curated record